Messenger RNA from Bicyclus anynana (squinting bush brown), 818 nucleotides. Its product is annotated as cysteine-rich PDZ-binding protein. The record is from RefSeq and is a predicted model, not a curated record. Bases 128 to 430 code for a protein of 100 amino acids. The transcript is spliced from 3 exons. Gene Ontology annotation, molecular function: microtubule binding; PDZ domain binding. NCBI's taxonomy places the organism in Eukaryota, Metazoa, Arthropoda, Insecta, Lepidoptera, Nymphalidae. Gene Ontology annotation, biological process: cytoplasmic microtubule organization. Gene Ontology annotation, cellular component: dendrite.
ACAUUGACAUUUGACACUGAUGACUGACAGUUGUUUUUGAGGUUAAUUGUGGAUAUUAUUUGUUAUUUUACGCAAAAAAAUAUUUACACCUAAGCAUUGCGUACAAUAAGUAGAGAAAAAUAAUAAAAUGGUGUGUGAAAAAUGUGAAAAAAAGCUUGGUCGAGUAAUAACUCCCGAUCCGUGGAAGACGGGAGCUAGGAACACUGUCGAGUCUGGGGGCAGGAAAGUUGGUGAAAAUAAAGCUCUCACGGCUAAGAAGGGCCGGUAUAAUCCUUACACAUCGAAGUUCCAGGAGUGCAAGAUCUGCCGUACAAAAGUCCAUCAAGUAGGCUCCCACUACUGCCAAGCGUGUGCAUACAAGAAAGGCAUCUGUGCUAUGUGCGGCAAGAAGAUAUUAGACACUGCAAACUACAGGCAGAGUUCUACAUAGUUCAUACAAAACUAGUAAAUACAAUAAUUCAGAACCCACAGAUGAAUCCACUGACUCAUCAAAUGAAGCCAUUCCGAAUAACAUAUUUGCGGAUGACGACAAAUCCCAAGAAUUCGAUUCAGAUGAUGACACUAACGAACUAGAUUUAAAAGUAGACGAUUUGAAUCUAGACAAUCAAAUGUUAAGGAAACCAUGGCGAAGUUCCUGUGAUAGGAAAGCAGCCAGAACCUGUACAAAUGCGUGUAACAAUGCGUACAAAAUCGUAUGCAGCUCCUACAAAUGUACUAAAAGGAUGAAAAGGGAAUUUAGGAAAGAAUGCAAAAGAAAUUGUAGAGCCAAGUUUGUGGGCUCGGUCUCCAGUGAAUCUGAAUAAAUGUUGAAUUGGCAA